Messenger RNA from Prunus armeniaca (apricot), 237 nucleotides. The record is from the annotation of a GenBank genome assembly. Lineage: Eukaryota; Viridiplantae; Streptophyta; Magnoliopsida; Rosales; Rosaceae.
AUGAAAGCUAUGUUCUUGUCAGUGGGUAAAGCUCCAGUUUCCCAAUAUUCAUAUGGUUCUUCUAGUUCGAAUCACAGAAGCACUCAAUUUCCACAGAGAGAACCGAGGGGUGAAUGGAUUGGGCUGGGGUACAGUACAGAGGUGGGUGCAGUGGAGGAGAUGGCUGCCAUGCGGUGGAGGAAGAGGGAGAAGGGUGGGAUAUGCGUGUUGAGAGGGAAGGGGUUUGAUAUUUGUUAA